AAACUUGGUGGGCUAUAGCCCAAAUAUAAAAGGGGCAGUCCGGUUGAGCCCAACCCAAUUAUAAAGAGAUGGGCUUGACCCGAAUUGACUUGGAUCUGUUGCUUCUUCUUCUUCAAUGGCAGUCUCAAUCAUCCCAACCUUAAACCCUUGAAAACCCCAGGAACUUAAUUGAAAAGAUUUGCCAAAUUGAUAGCUAAAUUUUGUUAAUUAGGGUUCAAAUUGCACAUGUGUACUGAUCAAAAUGGUGGGACAGGAUAAAGCUGAGCUAGGGGGUUUGCUUGAAAUUCUACCCCCGGUAGAGUUUUGCUGUAUAUAUGGUUCUAAACUUCAUCCCAACAACAAAGAUGAGACAUCUAUGACAGAUUACAUUAUUGGAGUAUCUGAUCCUCGACAAUGGCAUUCUGAGAAUCUAAAAUUGAACAAGGAUCACUAUGCUUCGUGUCUCAUUCGCCUUGGUGGAGCAAGGAUGAUAACUGAUAUUGCAAAUGACAUUGGUGUUGGCGUACACUUCAACCCAUUUGUGUCUUGCAACAACAAGAUGUUCAAGUAUGGAGUUGUACGGAUGCAUGACUUGAUUCAAGACAUAUUGGGAUGGGAGAGGUUUUAUCUCAGCGGUCGUUUGCAGAAACCAGUGAACAUUCUUACGGAUAACUUGGAUAUAAAAAGCGUGAACAGCGUGAAUCUGAAAGCUGCAACUUCUGCUGCUCUUCUCCUUUUGCCAUCUAAAUUCACGGAGGAAGAUUUAUAUGCCAAAAUCUGUAGCCUCUCAUAUACAGGUGACUUGCGUAUGCUUUUUGCAGAGGACAAAAAUAAGGUGAACAAAAUUGUACAAGGACAGUUCCAUUUAUUUGAGGAAAUGUAUAAGCCAUUUCUGGAAGAAUACGAGGCCAAAAACUUGUUGAGAUUUUCAGUAGCUGGUGAUAAGCAAGUAAACAUAUUUCAGGAUUGUGGAUUAUCUGCUGCUUCCACCUUGGUUUCUUCUCUUCCUUCAUCAAUCAGAAGUGAGAUGGCCAUGAAACUUGGAGAAAAGAGAAUUCUGGAUGACUCUGGUAGAGUUAGACAACAAAUAGUGAUUGGUUCAAAAGAACAGGCUGCUGAGUGCAUGCAGAGGCUAGUUAGACGAAAGGUUAUGUUUUCUAGCACAAGGCAGGCUGUUGCAGGUUUAUUGACUGCUGGUGCUGUUCAUGGAGUCAGAUAUGUAGCAAACAAGAUGCGCAAGGCUUGGAAAUCUUGGGUGUAAUUGUUUCCUGUUUUUGGGUGACAUCACGUCUUUUAACUGGUUCAGACAUGGGGAUAUAGCCACAACCACAGUUACACCUAAUGACAUGCGGUUCAACCAUGGAGUUCUUAGCAUGGAUAGAGUUUGCCGACUCUCCUGCUGCUUUUUCAAAAUAAGACAAAUAGAAUUUGAGGGGGGAAAUAACCAACAACCCAUCAAAAAAUUUCUUCUGAAAGUUUUCUGUUCACUUGUAUUCUUUUCUUUUAUUUAUUUCAAAGGUGGGAAGAGUUCUUCAGGGAAGGUCGAGCUGUUGUAUGUUUAGAACAUCCUGGUGAAAAGAAGUUAAUCAAUGUUUCUAAACAAGGAAUUGCUAUUGUUACUCUGUGUGUGUACUUAUUUUUCCUCUUUCCAGAGGACAAGUAAAUGUGUUCUAAGGUUCAUGAA
Molecule: messenger RNA, 1663 nt
Organism: Solanum lycopersicum (tomato)
Lineage: Eukaryota; Viridiplantae; Streptophyta; Magnoliopsida; Solanales; Solanaceae
Biological process (GO): CDP-diacylglycerol biosynthetic process; cardiolipin biosynthetic process
Cellular component (GO): mitochondrion
Molecular function (GO): phosphatidate cytidylyltransferase activity
Source: RefSeq, a predicted model, not a curated record